AUAAAAUAGAAACAUGAUUAAUGUAAAUAGCAUGAUUAUUGUUGUGUGUGUAAUUGAAAAUUGAAACAGUAAAAAAGACGCUAUUUCAUCAUUGCACCAUCAACCUAAAUUUUGGUCUUUGUUUUGCACUCAUGUAAGAUAAUUAUUAAUAAUUCACAAGGAAUACAUUUGUCAUUUUGUCAUGACUGGAGAGCGGAAACUUUAUCAAUCUAGAAACGUGCACGGACGUCGCGUCAAUUAUGGAUAUAGAUCAGCCACUUCAGGAAUUGAUGAUAACUAUUUUUGGGAACGGGAUGUUGAAAAAUUGACAGUGUACGAUUUAGUGUACAAAUAUUUGCGUAGAUGCGCUGACAGAGAAGGGAAAAGGAAGCAGCGAAAUUGUGCAUGCAAUAAAUUUCAGAAGCAAAAUGCGAGAAAAAAGGAUCUUCAUGGACAAACUGCACCGUCCAUUUGGAUAAAUUUUGACGAUGGAAUUUUUGAUAACAAUAGUGAGCAGUUGAAAUCACAUGCGGAUAAAAAUGUACUUUCUAAAAGAACAUCUAGAAGCUCAUCAAAAGAAUGCAUUGCCAGUUACAUGAAAGCUAUUCACGAUGGGCAAAGGCGAGCUAAAUUCUACGUGCAGAAAGCACUUUUAUACGGCUUACAAUCUGGAUUGUUGAUUCCAAUUAAUGAGCAGAAGAAUGUAUUGCGUGUAUCGCAAAAGUUAGGAAUUUUCCCUUCAAAAGGAAUCGAAGAAGAACAGUUGAGUACUGCGACCAGCGAUACUGACUAAAAUUGUCAUUGUUGCGAUUACCAGUUCAACUACAACGCAAAUCAUAGCACGACCUUUCCGCUAAUAAGAUUUAUGAUGGUGAUUUAUGAUAGUCCUGUAAAAGCGGCACGAUAAAAUAAGAUUACGCCGGCAGGAUGGAGGUGAAUCGAAGAAGAGAUCUGUACAGGUACGAAGCGUAUCCGUCUCGAGACUAUAGCUUCGAAUCGGAUAUCUUAUCGAAUUCCAUGGCAGCAGAGUCUCCAUCCUCGCCGUUAAGACCCUCUUCUUUGUCGGCAACGUUUUCACUUCCCGGAACUCUGCUUCAGCCACCUUUUUUAGCGGCAGUGCCGCCCUUGAUGCAAUCCUUGAGUGUGCCUCAGCCGCUUUCAACUUCCCCUACUGGUUCUAUGAAUCGUCAUUUUAUCACCACGAAUGGUAUAACUAGUUUACACAAAAGACCUAGAAGCGAAAAGAAACCUAUCCCGGACGAUCAGAAGGACGAAAAAUAUUACGAGAGACGUAAAAGGAAUAAUCAGGCGGCAAAGAAGUCGCGAGAUGCUCGCAAAAUCAGGGAGGAUCAUAUUGCUUUAAGGGCGACGAUGCUGGAGCACGAGAAUGCGAUUCUGAAGGCGCAGAUAGUGACCCUUCGAGAGGAAGCACAAUCCCUGCGGCAUAUGUUGAUCAAACACGCCCCGGCGAUACAAUCGAUCGAACGAUCACUCUCCUCGAUGACACCGGUAACUCUUUCUCCCCCACACACGACUCCGAAUCUAGAUUGUUAAUUCCAGAAGCUUUUUUGAAGCUUUUUUGAAGUGUUUAGGUAUUUACAUUCAGAUGAAAAUCCAUGUAAUCUCGUUGAAUUUAAUUUUCGUGAAUAAUUCGCGACAAUGGAAAUUUACUGAAAUUGCAAUGGUUUCAAAAAACCUUCGGUUUGAAGAAAGAUAAAUUAUUCAAUAUAUCACUCUACGUUGUGCAAAUAAUAAGAGGCUGAUUAGUGGUAGUAGUUAAAAGUGAUUAGGAUAAUCGUAAGACUUCGAUGGAAAUUAUUAUUUCUUGUUAAUUAUUAUCGUUCAUUAUAGGUGUAAUUGUUGUUGCUUGAAUAAAAGUGAUGAUGCAAAAUAUAUACGUGGAAACAGAUUUAUGUGAAAUUUCAAAUUUCACCGAUAUUUUGUGAAAACAAUUGAAAAGAAGUGCAUUUACGAGACAUCUAAUAACGUAGUAAAGUAUUGAAUACCAAAAUUUCUAAUAACUGGCAAUGCCUUAUGCUUUUGAAAAAGCAAAACAUGC
This is a messenger RNA of Linepithema humile (Argentine ant), 2038 nucleotides long. NCBI's taxonomy places the organism in Eukaryota, Metazoa, Arthropoda, Insecta, Hymenoptera, Formicidae. The record is from RefSeq and is a predicted model, not a curated record.